Corythoichthys intestinalis (scribbled pipefish) is the source of this 9653-nucleotide messenger RNA. It is a transcript of the gene acap3b, whose product is annotated as ArfGAP with coiled-coil, ankyrin repeat and PH domains 3b. The record is from RefSeq and is a predicted model, not a curated record. The transcript is spliced from 24 exons. Lineage: Eukaryota; Metazoa; Chordata; Actinopteri; Syngnathiformes; Syngnathidae. Bases 210 to 2735 code for a protein of 841 amino acids. Gene Ontology annotation, cellular component: cytoplasm. Gene Ontology annotation, molecular function: protein binding; GTPase activator activity.
CUACUCCUCCUCUCUGACUGGUUGUAGUAAUUCGGUUCCAGCAUACUCCGUUCGUCUUUUUGGUGUCAGGGUGCCACUGGGAAGAGGCUACGACGGAACUGCCGCGCGUGAGGGACACGACCAGUCAUCGACCUCGGUUAAUAGCGACAACCCGCUGCGGGCGAUGACACUGGCACACUGAGUUAGGAAUACACGACGAAGACGCAAAAAUGACGGUGGACUUUGAAGAAUGUAUCAAGGAUUCGCCUCGCUUCAGGGCUGGCAUUGACGAUGUGGAGACAGACGUGGUGGAAAUCGAGGCAAAGCUGGACAAGCUGGUGAAGCUGUGCAGCGGUAUGAUCGAGGCCGGCAGGGCCUACGUCAGCGCCAACAAGCUCUUUGUUAACGGCAUCAAGGACCUGUCACAGCAAUGCAAGAAAGAGGAGAUGAUAUCGGACUGCCUCGAAAAAUGUGGAGAAAGUCUGCAGGAGAUCGUCAACUACCAUAUGAUUUUGUUUGACCAAGCUCAAAGAUCAAUCAAGCAGCAGCUCCAUGCAUUCAUUAAAGAUGACGUGCGCAAGUUCAAGGACACCAAGAAGCAGUUUGAUAGGGUUCGAGAGGACAUGGAGCUGGCUCAGGUGAAGAAUGCUCAGGCGCCCAGGAACAAGGUCCACGAGGCGGAGGAGGCCACUCAAGCACUCGUCCUCAGCCGCAAAGCCUUCAGGCACUUAGCCCUGGACUACGUACUUCAGAUUAAUGUACUUCAGGCAAGGAAGAAGUUUGAAAUCCUAGACGCGAUGCUGUCCUUCAUGCGUGCCCAGUACACUUUUUUCCAACAAGGCUUCAACAUUCUGGAUGAGAUUGAUCCCUAUAUGAAAAAGCUGGCUGCCCAGCUGGAUCAGCUUGUAAUUGACUCUGCAGUGGAGAAGAGGGAGUUGGAGCACAAACAUGCCCUCAUCCAGCAAAGAACUCUGAUGCAGGACUUUUCCUAUGAUGACCCCAAGCUGGAGUUCAAUGUGGAUGCCCCCAAUGGUGUUGUCAUGGAGGGUUACCUCUUCAAGAGAGCCAGCAAUGCUUUUAAGACCUGGAACAGGCGAUGGUUUUCCAUACAGAAUAGCCAACUGGUCUACCAAAAGAAACUCAAGGACUCUUUGACGGUGGUAGUGGAGGACCUGAGGCUGUGUUCAGUCAAACCGUGUGAAGAUAACGAGAGGCGGUUCUGUUUCGAGGUGGUUUCACCCACUAAGAGCUGUAUGCUUCAGGCUGAGUCAGAGAAGCUGAGGCAGGCGUGGAUCCAAGCGGUCCAAGCAAGCAUCGCUUCUGCUUAUAAAGAUAUCGCCGACAACUACUACAUUGAGCGCUUGGAUCGCACAGCCUCGCCCUCCACCAGCAGCAUUGACUCUGCCAGCGAGCCCAGAGACAAGGGGGAGAGGGCGGAUAGGGCGGUUCGGGGAGGGGGCGAAGGCCUCCUCCAAAGGGUGCAGAACCUGCCGGGCAACGAGUUGUGUUGCGACUGUGGCCAGAGUGCUCCAUGCUGGGCCUCCAUCAACCUCGGAGUGCUGCUGUGCAUCGAGUGCUCGGGGAUUCACAGGAGUCUUGGAGUUCAUUGCUCUAAAGUACGUUCACUGACUCUUGACUCAUGGGAGCCAGAGUUACUCAAGCUAAUGUGUGAAUUAGGGAAUACUGUGAUCAAUCAAAUUUACGAGGGCGCCUGCGAAGACCUCGGGGUGAAAAAGCCUGGACCGUCCAGCACGAGACAGGAGAAAGAGUCGUGGAUAAAGUCCAAAUAUGUGGAGAAGCGUUUCUUAAAGAAAAUAAGUGGGAGUGAGGCGUUGGUGGAAGGUGAAAGGAAGUCCCGACCGUGGACUGUGAAGAAGUGCCAGCGACACAACAGCUCGGUUCGGGCGCCCAACAAAGCCCGCAGGAAAUACCGCCGCUAUGAGCCUGGCAGCGCCUCACCUGCAAAUCUCUCGGCAGCAGCUGCAGCCAAGUUUCGCCGCGAUUCCCUGUUCUGCCCAGAUGAGCUGGACUCCCUCUUCUCCUACUUUGACACAGGAUCUGGUCCUCGCAGUCUGAGCAGCGAUAGCGGCCUGGGAGGAAGCACUGACGGCAGCACCGACAUCCUAGUGUUUGGCUCUGUAGUGGACAGCGUCACAGAAGAAGAAGAGGAAUCAGAGGAGUCCUCGAGUGGCGAGGUAGAAAUUGAACAGGAAGUACCGUCAGACCCUGAGGACCCCAGGGAGCUCCACCCAGGCGCGCUGCUCCACCGAUCCUCCCGUCUUCACAACUUGCCGCUCAUGGCCGAGGCGCUGGCUCAUGGCGCAGAUGUCCAUGCUCCAAGUGAGGAAGACGAUGGAAAAACGCCACUCAUACAGGCUGUAAUGGGGGGCUCGCUGAUAGCUUGUGAGUUCCUGCUUCAGAAUGGAGCUGAUGUGAACCAGAGAGACAUGAGAGGAAGAGGCCCACUGCAUCACGCUACCUACCUCAGACACACUGGUCAGGUGUGUCUGUUCCUGAAGAGAGGAGCGUCGCAGACUGAAGUGGACGAGCAGGGCUAUGACCCACUGAGCAUUGCGGUGCAAGCUGCCAACGCGGAUAUCGUUACCCUCCUGCGUUUGGCGCGGAUGAAUGAGGAGAUGCGAGAAGCGGAAGCCCCCCUGGGACAACCAGGUCAAUAUCCCAGCACCAGCCCCACUGAGCAGCAGUACAGGAAGUGCAUCCAAGAGUUCAUCUGCCUCACCAUAGAGGAGUUUUAGCGUCUCUAGCCAUAGAGUCGUCCUGUUGCUGCCUAUAGAAACUGAUGUCAGCUCGAUCAAGGCUUAUGGGCAACGCAAACCCCCUGAUGGACCUUUUCUAACUCUUACUGACUAACUCCCCCCAUGCACCUCUUAUUUUCAGCUCUAAUUUUACAUUCCUUGCUACACUAGCCGCAUCACAUCAAGGCAAAUGACAUCUGCUUGUUGGUGUUCUGCUAACAUCCCCACCAUCACACGGUGGUUUAACCACUCAUGGGAGGCUGCGGGUGCUCUGUAGCCUGUCACUCCAUUAACCUGGAUCACACCAUCUCUCCUCAGCCAGAGGUGUAAAUAGUCUCAUUUAGAUGUGGCUCACCCUUACGAUGUGUGAUGUGGCAUGAAGCCAACAAAGAGCAUUUGUUAGAUUCAUUAAGGAACCAAUUUACAGUACGUAUAAAGUGAUGUCAGGGAGGGAUGAAAAACAAAAACUGUGACAAAAAGACCGAGCAGCUUUUUAGGGGGAGAAAGCCUCGUCUGCUUUGUAGAGUGAACAAUAUGAUUUUAUAAUACAUUUCUUUUAAAAGAAAAAUACGCUCAUAAAAAUGAAGUAUAGACUUGAUAUUUAAACGUCAACCUAUCCUCGCCAUUUUAUAUUUUCCGAGCCAAACACCAAAAAUUGGCCUCGCCAUUUUAUAUUUUCCGAGCCAAACACCAAAAAUUGGGUGGUAAGCUGCCAAAAUACUCUUGAGAACCCAUCACUGUCUUUAGUCCCUUUAUUUGCCAGCGGAGGGCUAUGCAUUUAGUACCUGGGCCUUCUUUAGAGUCAUACCGAAUGACUGCAUUUUAGCUGUUUGUUCAUGUAAAAGGACGUAAACAAAUUAGAUAAUCGCAGAAAUCUUGCUAAUCAAUAACAACAGACAGAAAAUCUUUUCCUGCCUUGUGUCUGUUCACUUGAUAAUUUAACUAAAGGGUCGUUUACACGACAACGGCAACAGGUGUGACAACACAAAAACACGGUGACGGCGUUUUGGGGGGCUGAAAAUGCCUUCCAGAUUGGAAAUUUCAAAAAACUCUACCCCCAUCGUUGCCGUCUAAACAGUUGACAACGCAAAAAUGAGUUUUGGGUGACAACGGACUUAUGUACUCCGGAACAGUAGGUGGCGAUAAUGUUCCAAUAUAUUUCUCAGUGAAGGGGGUGAAGACAGUGCAUGCGGACAGUUCGGCAGUGUAUGAAAACAUGUCUUCACGUAACAACCUUGUACAUGGUCUAAUUGCGUUCAACAUUAUUCAAGUAUCUAGUCAACUUUUCACAAUUUUAAUUACAGCCCGAUGCGCUUCGCCAUAUUGUUAUUUCACCAGGACAAAAGAGGACACCCCUCUGUUAUUGAAAGAGUUGGUACGCCCCGUCAGCCGCGGGAGUUAGGCAGUGGUAGCCAAAGUACUCACUAUUUUUAAUUUAAAGCAACACUUGGUAACUUUUCAACCUUUAUAAAAUAUUUUCAUAACAUUUGUGAUAAAAUGUUGACUGACAACUAGUUGAAUGACACCUCUUCUAUAUCACUUUCAGCGGCACUAAUUAACUUUUAGCCACACUAAGUCAUACAGUUGCUAAUCGUCAUAUGCUGUUGUUUAGCCACAACUGGAUUCGUUACCUUAUUACUAUUCAUUCUUCACACAGCCGCUGGAAAUGUUGUUUAAUCCAUCUGCAGGCGACCGAGAGAUUAAUUUUUGAUUCAUUGAUAAUUUUAAGACACUGCGGGUGUGCGCUGGUCCUCAUGGGAAACGCAGUCUUCCGUAAGGCAAAACACUACCGCUUUUGUCCACCGGCAUGGCUAAAAUCGACCAAAACUGAAAAGUUACCAAGUGUUUCUUUACGAAAAGUACAGAUACAGGUGCAAAAAAAUACUUAACUACAAGUAUCUAAGAAAAAAAAAUACUCAAGUGAAAGUACAAAGUACUUGCUUUAAAAUUUACCCGUAAAAGUAUUCUACCGAUGCAAAAAUGUAAUACACUGUACGUGUGUAUGUAAUAUGUGUGUAUGAGCAUACAUACAUUCAGAGAUUUGAGUCAAUAUUCAGAGAAAGAACCAGAUAAUUAAUUGACUGCUCAGUUUUAUUUAAAACUUUGCAGAAUUGAAAAAAAAAAAACGAGCAAUAAAAUUGACUGCACUGUAAACAAGCGAAACAAGCUCAAAAACUCCAAAAUUUAGCUUAAUAGCAGAUUGCAAGCAACUAUCAGGUGCAUACCGCAACCCACUGUACAUGAGUGAGGUGGUUUUUAUUGGUCAAUACAAUGAUCCCUCGCUACUUCGUGCCCUCAGUCCAUCAGGGAUUUUUUUUUUCCAAUCAAAAAACAGAAAAAUAAAUACAGAUGAGCUGUCCCGAUCCGAUCACGUAGUCUCACUCUCUGUCCUGCUGUUUUUCUUGGUCAGGCAGUGCACUGGAGUUGCUGAUUAAAGUUAAUAAUGAUGACAGACAUUAAGGUUUGAGCUUGCCAGAAUGCUUGGAAGCCGAAAUUUCAACACGUCGCAUGCAUCAAUCAUUGUUCAUCUUGUUAAACACUUGCUGUGGCAACUCAUUGUGUGUGUGUGAGCUGCUUGAGCGGAUUUGAGUUGACUCACUCAAUGAAUCAUUUAAUAAAGACAAGCAUUUUUCUAUGUUAUUCUUGUUUAAAAAUAAUUCGGUGGGACAGUAACAUGUUUAAAACUUAGUGCUUAAAGUGCUUAAAAAUCAUUUAUUAAUUUUUUUUUAAAUUAUACAUUGGGGAAAAAAAAGUGAAAAAAACAUGUCUUAUAUCUACGUAUCUCUUUUCAAUGCUAAAUCUGUAUAAAUACAUUGAACACACGCACAACAAAAAUUAUUGCGGAAGGUUCUGGUCACCAUUAACCGCAAAAAACAAGGGAUCACUGUUGACCUAGUGCUCAAUUAAGGUAUACUUGCACAGGGCUUAUCGAUUGCCCCGGAGGCAUGAAAACGAAACUAUGAAAUGACAACGAGGGAAAAAAACAAGUGAAACGCAGGCGACAAUUUGAAAAGUAGUGGAGUAAAAGCACAGAUAAGUGCUGUAAAAUGUAGUGAAAUAAAAGUACCACUUCAUAUUUAUACCCAUGAUGAUCCAUUUUGACCAUCAUGGUAGAUGCAACUGAUAAUGUAGGAAUCAGCAUAGAAAUGUACAAAAUCACUUGCAUGGGUGCACAAAAACAUCUGCAACUUGCUCAAAGAAAUGAGAAACUGCUUUUUUGAUGUGCACUAGUGAUACGAUUUUGCGAGGAUUGAACAAGUAGUUUUGAGAAUUUAAAUUCUGAUCUGAGAAACGUACCAAAGCAAUUGAGAAAAACUGUCGUGUGUAAUAUCGUUGUCGUGUAAACGUGGCCUAAAAUAAUUCAUGGGAUCGAGGUCAAUUAGUACAUCAUCAAAAUCCGAAACCUUAGCUACAACAAAUCAAAGUACAUCUCAACCAAUAAAACCUACAGGAAAUAGUAUAUUCGUACACUAGUGAUUUAAAUUCACUGCUGCUGUUACUACUGCUUUAUUGCCAUGAGAUGCCACAAGAAGGCGGCAAAGCACUUUUUCUAUGAGACAUAGCUUUGGCUUGAGCAUAAAAACAGUGAAUAUGUGACCUAAAAAUUUAACCUUCACGCUAAUUGUUUGUCUUACUAAAUGAGAGUAGCACCGGAAGCGAUUAUCUCCAGGAAGACUCAAACUAGAGGCGGUUGACGUUAUUCAGAAAAGUCAAUGCUUCUUUUUAUGGAGUGCUAAUACUGUGCACUUUUCCAACCUUUAGUAUUAUAAUUUUAUUAUAUUUAAGUUUGUUUUAUAGUACUCCCCUGCCCUGAAGUUGUUGUCUGUUACUGUCUGUCUAUUAUAUUUUUCUUAGAUGAGGAUCCGUGCAAUGCAUUUAAUGACAGCAGGGCCAAGAACCAAAAGUGGUAAUUGCCAAGAGGCAUUUUAUUUUUUGCCAUGUGGCAUUUUUUUUUUUUUUUGCCAUGUGGCAAAAUGGAUUUUACCAUGUCGCAAAAUUUUUUUGCCAUCUGGCAAAAUGGAUUUCGCCACGAGGCUUUUUUUUUUUUUUUUUUUUUGCCAUGUGGCAUUUUUGUUGCCAUCUGGCAAACAUUUUUUGCCAUGUGGUAAAAUGGAUUUUGACAUGUAGCAUUUUUUUUUUUGCCAUGUGGCAUUUUUGUUGCCAUGUGUCAAAAUGAAUUUUGCCAUGUGGCAUUUUUUGAGGGGGGAGGGGUAUAUGGCAUUUUUGCAGGCCAAUCACAUCCAUGCAAUUGACGGUCAUGCAUGGUCAAAAAUCACAGCCACACAUGUUUUUCUGCCAUUUAAAAUGAAUGGAAAAUUUGGACGUGCAUAGCCGUCAACGGCAUAGCCUGACUUGGGUGUCCGUUGAAUGUCAAUGCGCUGGGAUGGUAAAUGGAUGGCCAAAAAUCACAGCCACAAAUGUUUUUCUGCCAUUUAAAAUGAAUGGAAAAUUUGGACAUGCAUGGCCAUCAAUGGCGUGCAUGGCCUGAAAAACUGCCAUAUACCCCAAAAAAUGCCAUAUAAUCCCCCCAAAAAGGCCACAAACCAAAAUUCAUUUUGCCACAUACCCCAAAAAUGGCAAAAAAAUGCCACAUGGCAAAAUCAAGUUUGCUAUUUUGCCACGUACCAAAAAAUGGCAAAAAAAUGCCGUAUGGCAAAAUCAAGUUCGCCACAUGGCAAAGAAAAAUGCCACAUGGCAAAAUCAAUUUUGCCACAUGACAAAAAAAUGCCACAUGGCAUAAUCAAUUUUGCCACAUGGCAAAAAAAAUGCAACAUGGCAAAAUCCAUUUUGCCACAUGGCAAAAAAAAUGCAACACGGCAAAAUCCAUUUUGCCUCAUGGCAAAAAAAAUACCACGUGGUAAAAAUGAAUGCCACAUGGCAAAAUCCAUUUUGCCACAUGACAAAAAAAUACCACAUGGCAAAAUCAAUUUUGCCACAUGGCAAAAAAAUGCAACAUGGAAAAAUCAAUUUUGCCACAUGGCCAAAAAAAAAGCCUCAUGGCAAAAACAAUGCCAAAUGGCAAAAUCAAUUUUUCUGCAUUGCAAAAUAAAAUGCCACAUGGCAAAAUCCAUUUUGCCACAUGACAAAAAAAUACCACAUGGCAAAAUCCAUUUUGCCACACACCCAAAAAAUGCCACAUGGCAAAAUCAAUUUUGCCAAAUACAAAAAAAAAUGCCACAUGGCAAAAAAAAAAUUGCCAUAUGGCAAAAUCUAUUUCGCCACAUUGCAAAUACCACUUUUGAUUUGCGCUGUCUCUCUUUAAUGAUGCAGUUUGUUACAUUCUUUUAACGAAUGUCUGUUCAGUCUUAAAAUAUUGCUCGGAAAGAAGAGUGUUUUGACACAAUCUCAAUAAUAGCAGUCGUGAAAUCCAUUUUCGUCAAGUUUUUCGGAAUGUGGAAAGGCCUUACGUUACGUUUUGAAUACAAUAAUUCAGCAUUGAAAGAGAUUUUCUGAGUUUAUGGAAGAAAUGAAUGAAUGAAAGCAUAAAACGUGAGUUCAGUGUUUGGUCGUAGCAGUAAAAAAAAAAAACAAUGCUCACUGCUCUUAACUGAACAAAGAUGACUUCAUGGCUAUAUAACCACGCCCGCAUUUACUUGUAAAUACUCUUCAAUGUUACAAUAUCUGUAUCGGUGAGAUUAUGGAGCACAUUUUUAUUACGUGUUUACACACUUCGUAGGCUCAGAGGCCUAAUAGCGGAAAGUCUUCUCUGCAUGCUGUGUGGGCGAGUCAACACGGCUGCCGCUCCUAGCAUGCUCCGAUAUUUUUCUACAGUUUUCAUCACGUUGUGCAGUGCAGUUCUGUGGAAUAAGCAUGUACCAACAUGACCUCUCUGAUGUCACAGUUCAAAUCCUUUCCACAAGCAGUAAUUUCUUAUUUUGUGUGGUUUUAGUUUCCUCUGCCAAAGACUUUUGAAGACAAAGUGUCUGACCUUGUAUAUCACAGAUUUUGAUGGGUAUUUUUUUUUGUUCUCUUCAAACUGAAACUGUUUCUGUCUUACUAUGCUUUGUGAAGUGACGGAGUGGUAGAAACACUGUUGGUGUGCUCACAUGAUCUAAAACAGAACUGAGAUUCUCACAUGGUGAUAGUUACAGUCUUACAGACUUCAAGUAGUACCAGUCAAAGGGGGUCCGCUCGUCGCCCUCGAGGAAGUAUUCAAUGUCGUGUCCAUUGUGUGUGUUGACAUAGGAGUGGUAAAAAGGUGCUGUAAAUAGUACACGUGUAUUUCAACUCCAUGCCUGCCUCUCAGCGUUCAUCACAGAUCGUGACGCUUGGAUCUGUUUCAUGUUUGUCUUUUUAUUCUCUUUCGAAAGGCGCCCAACAGUCCACAGCUGGACAUUUGGGAAACUGUUAUUCCAUGUCUUUAGACACACUGAGGGGAACAAAUGGAAAAAAAACGAGUACAAUAAAAUGAGAAAUUCUUCAUGAACUAACCCGGCCUCUACUUGCUUUCAUUUCUUUUGAGCUCUCACAGUCUUUCAACAUUAGAGCAAUAUCUAGAAUUGAUUUAAAUUGAUCACUUCAAGAUUAUUUUUUUUCUCCAGUGAUGGCUCAAUGUCGGGAGACUGCUGUUUUCUCUACCUGACUGACUGUGUCCUGAAUUUCCAAGAAACACUAUCUUAUUCAAAGCAUUACGGGCUCAACAGUGAGCCUUACCUUUUUUAAAUGCUGAUUUUUAAAAUUCUAAUUCACAUUAGUGCUCAGUAUCAAAUGGUGCAGGGGGUUUCAAGCCUGCAGCAGUACUGUGUGCUUUGAAUAAUUCAGUGUCUUCACUUGUAAAACAUUCAUAUGACCUCACAAGCAGUUUUUUUUUUUUUUUUUUUACACCCACUAUAAAAAUUUUACACAAUUGCCAGGAAUGUUUUAAACCAUCAUUUUAUAUUCUAAGAAAGACAGCGCAGGUUGACAAACGCUAACUGA